Molecule: messenger RNA, 5146 nt
Organism: Peromyscus californicus insignis
Lineage: Eukaryota; Metazoa; Chordata; Mammalia; Rodentia; Cricetidae
Gene: Nhsl3
Product: KIAA1522 ortholog
Biological process (GO): cell differentiation
Source: RefSeq, a predicted model, not a curated record
CGCACCUGCGGCCGAGGAGCCUGGCAGCCCCGGCGGCCCCCCGCGCAGGAAGAAGUCCCGCUCCGGCCUCCGCCGCGCCUUCAGCUGGCUGCGGGGCAAACGGCGCAAGAAGAAGGCGGCCGGGGCCGAGGGCGCCGAGUCGGCCGCCCCCCGGGCCAAGAAGGCGGACGACAAGGCCAAGCGGGCCAAGGGCAAAGGCAGGGGCUCUGCCAAAGCUGAGAGUGAUAAUCGCCAGAGUGCUGGGCCCAGCCAGGGGCCAGGAUCUGUAGUAGAUGAGCACCAGGACAAUGUCUUCUUCCCCAGCGGGAGACCACCUCACCUGGAGGAGCUGCACACACAGGCCCAGGAGGGGCUCCGCUCCUUACAGCACCAAGAAAGACAGAAACUGAGCAAGGGUGGCUGGGACCAUGGAGACACCCAGAGCAUCCAGUCCUCCCGGACGGGGCCGGAUGAAGACACAAUUUCCUUCUGCAGUCAAAAGUCCUACAUGACCGAGAGCUCCACGGCGGAGGAUGCCCUCUCCGUCCGCUCAGAGAUGAUCCAACGCAGAGGCUCCACCUUCAGACCCCAUGACUCAUUUCCCAAAUCUGGAAAGUCAGGGCGGCGACGGAGGGAGCGGAGGAGCACGGUGCUGGGGCUGCCUCAGCAUGUGCAGAAGGAACUUGGCCUGCGGAACAGUCGCGAGGCCCCAGGAACCCCACAGCCUCCUGGUCCGCGGGAUGCUGUCCGUAUUCCCACAGUGGAUGGUCGCCCCCCGGGCCUGGCCUUAGGGACGGGGGUCCGGGUGUCCCUGCAGGCUCUGGAGGCAGAAGCAGAGGCUGGCACUGAUACAGAGGCCAUGCUCCAGCGCCACAUCGACCGUGUUUACCAUGAUGACACACUUGUCGGUCGCUCCACGGGAGCCCGGCCACCACCAUUGACGCGGCCUGUGUCUCUCGCGGUGCCCGGACUGACAGGAGGGGCAGGGCCUCCGGAGCCCCUGAGUCCAGCCAUGUCUAUCUCGCCGCAAGCCACCUACUUGUCGAAACUGAUCCCACAUGCGGUGCUGCCCCCCACCGUGGAUGUGGUGGCCCUGGGCCGCAGCAGCCUGCGCACUCUGAGCCGCUGCAGCCUGCUGUCCGCUAGUCCGGCUUCUGUGCGCUCACUGGGCCGCUUCUCCUCAGCCUCAAGUCCCCGGCCCCGCAGCCGCCAUGCUUCCUCGUCCAGUGACACCUGGAGCCAUUCUCAAUCCUCCGAGACCAUUGUGUCCGAUGGGUCCACUCUCUCCUCCAAGGGGGGCUCCGAGGGCCGGCCAGAGGGCUCUGUAGCUAGCAGUAACGUGGCAGCCCCUCCUCCAGGGGGCAGCGGGAGGGGGUCCCCUAGUGGGGGUAGCACUGCUGAGGUCUCGGACACGGCCAGCAUCCGCAGCAGUGGGCAGCUGUCUGGCAGGAGUGUGUCCCUGCGGAAGAUGAAACGGCCUCCCCCGCCUCCCCGCCGGACCUACUCCCUCCAUCAGCGGGGCUCAGCAGCACCCGAUGGGCCCUUAGGGCUGCCGCCCAAACCCGAGCGGAAGCAGCAGCCACAGCUGCCCCGGCCACCCCCCACAGGUGGGUCUGCAGGGGUGGGGGCCGUGCCUUGUCCCCCCAGCUCAGCAGGCGGCUGGGGCUCUGGCUCGUCUCCAGGUGGCUCCAGGCGCCCCCCACGUUCCCCAGAACGGACACUUUCACCUUCCAGUGGAUACUCAAGCCAGAGCGGUACCCCAACUCUCCCUCACAAGGGUCUGGCAGGUGCCCCUGCUUCCCCAGGCAGGGCUCAGCCCCCUAAACCAGAUCGAGUGACAUCCCUUCGAUCUCCUGGGGCCUCUGUGUCCUCUUCCCUCACAUCCCUGUGUUCCUCUUCCUCAGACCCUACUCCCUCUGAUCGCUCUGGUCCACAGAUGUCCACCCCCUUGGGUGACAGGUUUGUCAUACCUCCUCAUCCUAAGGUGCCUGCUCCUUUCUCUCCACCACCUUCCAAGACCAAGAGCUCUAGCCAGGCUGCCCCUGCUCUGGCUGCCCCUGCUGUGGCUCCUGCGCCAGUUUCUACGAUAGACACCAGUCCUGCAUCUCCUUCCAUGCCUCAGACAAGCCUGACUCCACCCCAGGAGUCUCCCAUUGCCUCCAAAGACCAGUCACCCCCACCGUCCCCACCCCCAUCUUACCACCCACCCCCGCCGCCUAGUAAGAAGCCCGAAGUGGUUGAGGAGGUCCCACCUGCUCCAGAGACUGCUGAAGAGUCCCCCCCAGAUUCCAGCUGGCCACCACCACCACCACCUACAUCUGAGGAACAGGACCUGUCCAUGGCUGACUUUCCCCCACCUGAGGAGGUCUUCUUCUCUGCAGGCCUGGAGCCUGGCCCUCUGGAUCCCUGCAGCAACCUGGCUGCCACCGCUUCCGCUGCUAGCUCAUCCCAAACCUCACCCCAGCAUAUCCAAACCCCUCCACCAGCUCCACCAGCUCCACCAGCUCCACCUCCAGCUAGUUCUGUUUCAGAGCCUCUGGCCAAGCUCCCUCAGAAAGACUCUGUGGGCAAGAACAGUGGGGCUCCCAGGGAGGAUGCUGGCGCACCUCUGGUCACACCCUCACUCCUGCAGAUGGUACGGCUUCGAUCUGUGGGUGCUUCCACAGGGGUUCCAAAUUCAUCUCCAGGGCCAUCGGCCCCCCAGAAACCACUACGAAGAGCCCUGUCAGGGCGGGCCAGCCCAGUGCCUGCCCCCUCCUCUGGGCUCCAUGCUGCCGUCCGACUCAAGGCCUCCAGUUUGGCUGCCACUGAGAACCCUGGAAGUGCUCUGCCCAUUGGACCACCAGAGGCAGAACCACGGUCUCCACAAUCUCCUGCCUCCAAGGCCAGCUUCAUCUUUUCCAAGGGCACCAAAAAACUGCAGCUCGAGCGGACUGUGUCCCCUGAGGCCCAGGCUGACCUCCAGCGGAAUCUGGUGGCUGAACUUCGGAGCAUUUCAGAGCAGCGGCCAUCCCAGGCCCAGAAGAAGCCUUCCAAGGCUCCCCCACCCGUGGCCCGCAAGCCCUCUGUAGGAGUCCCUCCUCCCUCCCCCAGUUUUCCUAGGGCUGAAUCUCUUACUGCUCCAUCCACCAACGGGCUCCCUCACGCUGAGGACAGGACUAACGGGGAGCUGGCAGAGAAUGGAGGUGUGCAACUGGCUGGUACGGAGAAGAUGGGCCCCCCUGGUUCAGAUCCAUAGAGGAGACUGGUCUGACCAUCAUCAACGGGCACUGCUGACCCAUCCCAGGAAUACAAUCUCUCAGGGACCUGAGCAGCUCCAAGGAAGAGAGGACAUGGCACACAGCCUAAGAAAGGAUGCCUGCAGCCUUAAUCUCCACAGCCUUCCAUGUUUAUGCAAGCCUGAUGUUGCCCAUCCUCCAAGUUCCCCUUCCCUCAUGCCUUUUCCUGAAAGGAUUCCCCUCCAUAAGCCCUGCAGCCUUGGCCUUAGCCUCCUCUUGAAGAAGGUAGCUGGUGGGAGUGGGUGGCUGUGCCUCCACCUCCAUCCCAAGGCCACAGAGGUGGGAGCAGAACAUGUGUUUAUUUUGUUUCAUGUUGGGAAUCAUGUGUAUUGUAGUCCAGAAUCAAAGCACUUUGCAAAGUGGCUGCAUGUCCAUCUUCUCGGGCUCAUGAAACCACAUUCGAAGAGCCUGUUUACACGGUGGCAGCAUCAGUCUCUUGGUAGCCAGCCCCCAGCUGGGACCAGUCUGUCCAUUCUGCCAGUCCAGUCCACUCCUUUCCUAAGUUCUUGGAGAUGGGCAAGUCAUCCCCACAGGCUUCCCAGGCUGGCAGCAGGAGUGGGGCUGUGGAAUUCCAAAGCACAAAAGGUACAGAGGGGGCUAGCCUUUCUGUGCCUCAACCUACCACCAACCACUCUCCUGCCUCCCAGUUCUGACAGGUGCUCCUCCUCAUAGGGGACUCAUGGACGAGGGGAGGAAGAACCAGAGGUCUGUGGGCACUGUGCACUAAGAAACCAAAAACCAGACCAGAGUAGGAAGCCAUCUGGGAUCUUGGCAUGCUGGGCACCUGUCCUGUGACACUUGAUUGGGUUUGGGUGGAUGGGCACAGCUUCAGAGCCAGGAGCUCAUGGGAUGUGUCCAUUUCAUCUUGGCAGGAGAGCCUGGCAGGGACUUCCUUGGCCAGUGGCCCAGGCCUGGCCCUCAUUCUUUCUCUGACCUGUCUCUACUCUUUGGUGCAUGUCCUUUCUGCAGCUGCCUUUCAGCCAGGAGGAGGCAGCAGAGGCUGAGUGGCAAGGAUGGGAAGCCAAAGGGGUACCUUGGGCCAGAUUCUUCCCUAGUCCAAGAGGGGACACCCAGUGAUCCCAAGUGGGCAGGCUGGUGGCUGUCCCCAGAUAGCAGCCUCUGCUACUAAUCUCUCUUCCUGGAAUUCAAUGACUUAUUUUCAGCCUGUCCCUAUCAGCUCCAAUGGCUGUGCCUCCUUUCGGGCCACCUCCUGAGUCUUUUUCAGUGGGGGCUUGAGCCUGGCAAGGUCUUGCCUUUAGCAUCUCCACCACCAAGAAGAGAGUGACCCACUGCCCCUUGCUGCUGACUUUCCUGUCGAAAACUGGGGACUGGAGGAGAGUCCAGGCUCCUCAGCCCUGCUGCUAGGAUGCUUGUCACGGUCUUUCCCUUGCCCAGUGUGUGAUGGAGGCUGCUGCUGGGGGGAUGGCACUGUCCCAUGGGGUGUGGGGGGAGGACAAUCAAUCAGUAAGCACUGUUCUGCCCCAGGAUCCAGGCCCUGGGAAUCUGGGAGCUGCUGGGGGUGGGGAAGCAGCGCUUUUCCCCCUCCAGUGUUACUGGAGCUCUUGUCCUGACUUGGGAUCUCUGCUUGUUUCUGCACUGGGUCCGUCAGAGUACAAAGAAGAAAGGAGAAUCUUAAGAGGGGCAACCUUUCUUUGUCCUCUGGGGUAAAUAAGCUUGACCUUGUGCAAACGGAGAGACCAAAAGCCUCUGAUUUUUAAUUUGCAUAAAGAUGUUAGAAGAGAGAAAUAUAUAUAUAUAUAUAUUUCCUUAACUUUUUGAGUCUUUGAUAUAUCUAUAUAAACAGCCCUCCCCAUUCCCCUGAAGCUUGAGUGGGACACAUGACAAAGCUGUGUUUCAUUAAAAGGUAUUAAUUAAAUGAUUGAAACUUG